This is a messenger RNA of Nezara viridula (southern green stink bug), 793 nucleotides long. Lineage: Eukaryota; Metazoa; Arthropoda; Insecta; Hemiptera; Pentatomidae. The record is from the annotation of a GenBank genome assembly.
CUCAAUUGUAACCUACCACUAUUUAUUUCAGUUCAUGUUUUGUUAGUGUGUUUUACCUCGAUAAAUUGUUUUAUAUUAGUGCUAAACUGAGAUGGAUGACGAACAAGAAACCUACAAACUAUGGAGAAUUAGGAAGACCGUAAUGCAGCUUUGCCAUGACCGUGGUUAUCUAGUUACUCAAGAUGAAUUGGACCAAACUUUAGAUCAAUUCAAGGAACAGUUUGGUAAUAAGCCUAGUGAAAAGAGGCCAGCUAGGAGUGAUUUGAUAGUUCUUGUUGCCCAUAAUGAUGACCCAACAGAUCAAAUGUUUGUCUUCUUCCCAGAUGAACCUAAAAUUGGAAUUAAAACUAUCAAAACAUAUUGUCAAAGAAUGCAAGAAGAGAACAUACACAGAGCCAUUAUAGUUGUUCAACAAGGUAUGACUCCGUCUGCCAAACAGUCUCUUGUUGAUAUGGCUCCCAAGUAUAUUUUGGAACAGUUCUUAGAGUCUGAAUUGCUGAUUAACAUCACAGAGCAUGAAUUAGUACCUGAACAUGUUGUUCUCACACCAGAGGAAAAACAAGAAUUGUUAGCUCGUUAUAAACUGAAGGAAAACCAACUGAUGCGAAUUCAAGCUGGUGAUCCUGUAGCUAGGUAUUUUGGUUUGAAAAGAGGACAGUGUGUUAAAAUCAUCAGAUCAUCUGAAACUGCUGGACGGUAUAUUUCUUAUAGGCUGGUUUGUUAAUUUUUAAAUAAGGUCUAUUGAACUAUGUAUUAUAUUUUUAUAUUAUGUUUUAAUAAAUAUUGUAAGCUU